GUUUUCUCCCUUAAAAUUGAAUCUGCCCAAUAUCUAUAUUUGUGAAGUGUCAAGCUACGUUUGUUUAAAUAAUUGUAAUCAUUUCAACGGCUUGGAUCGAUUUAUGAAUAAAAAAAAUUGUGCAAAUGUCAUAAAAUUGUGGCACGCCUUCUGGUCAAAAUAAUGGAUAAAUUUCUUCAGCAAUCCAAAAAUCUUGUGGAUAACCUCUGCCCAGGGUCUUUAGUGCAUGUUGUCAUCGGAAACGAGGCGUGUGACCUAGACUCUGCUGUGUGCGCCAUUGUUUAUGCGUUCUAUCUUAGUCAGAGAGAGAAGGACUCAAGCAUCUUGGUUCCUGUCUUAAAUAUCCCCAAGAGUCAGUUCAGAUUAAGAACAGAGACCACAUACUUCUUCCAGAAACUUGGUAUCCCAUUGGACAGCCUUGUUUUCAGGGACAAUUUAAAUUUGAGUGCUCUUCAGAAGGAAGGGAGGCUACUCCUCACACUAGUAGACCAUAAUUGUCUCCCUAGCGCUGAUAGGGAUUUAGAAGAGUGUGUGGUUGGAGUAAUUGACCAUCAUGUGAAGGACAACAAAUACAAGGAAAGUGUCAUACAGAAGCUUGACUUUGUGGGGUCCUGCUGCACCCUGGUUGCAGAAAAUCUUCUGAGUGAUCCAGAUUUCUCCAUAGAUCCAAUUGUUGCAGAACUUCUUAUUGGCACAAUACUGGUUGAUACUGUAAACAAAUCUGUGCAAGCUGGGAAGAUAACUCCACGAGAUGAGGCAGUCUUGGCAGAGUUGUUGCCCUUGGUUCCUGAUAUAAAGGGAGACAAUCUGUUUGAAGAACUCCUGGCUGCAAAACUGGAUUUAAGCGGUCUCACAGUAAUGGAGCUCCUACAGAAGGACCUGAAGAUGGUCACCGGGGCAACCAUGAACAUCGCCAUGUCUUCUGUUGGCUUGGGGAUGCAGGACUUGCUAGCCAGGCCAAGGUUUGAAGAAGAUUUGGAUCAAUUUUGUGCUGACCAGAAUGCCCAGGUGGUAGUCAUCAUGACCAUGACAAUGGAUGAGCACAGCCAGCCUCACAGGGAGAUAUCUGUCUACUCCAAGGACAGGAUAUAUAGGGAUCAGAUAUCCGACGUGUUGGACAAUUCAGGGGAGGUAGACCUGGAACUUGAACUUCUGCAGUCGCCAUUUGCUGAUCUCACUUUGUAUCGUCAAGGAAACGUUAAGGCUUCCCGUAAACAAGUCUUGCCCAUCUUGAAGUCCUUCCUACAUGGUGAUGUCACACCUGACGUCAGCAGCAAGGAGUUUGUGAGACAGACAUCAGUUGCUAAGGCAACUGAGGGAUUCAGUCACUUUGACCCUGUGACCUCCUCUGUUCCAGAGGAAAGUCCAGAGGUCAAUAAUGAGGUCGUAUUUGAUCUAUCGUUUUCGACUGGUUCUGAAAGUGAAAUGAAGAUGAGAAGUGUUGAUUUUGGUAGCCCUGAUGACAGUCUGAAAAACCUUAGCAAUAGUGCCAUUGAGUUUGAUCCCUUUUCUUCCUUAAAUGAUGUUGCUGGUGAUAGACUUGUUCAGAAUAUUGGUCAGGAUAAAAGUAAGGGGCAAGUAACUUCUGGCAAGCCAGCUUCCAGUUUAUUCUUAUCCUCUGCUAAUUCCAUUAAUUUACUGGACUUUGUGAUAUCGGAUAGUGAGUUGGUUGAUCCGUUUAGUUCAGUUGACUCGACCAAUAUGAGUGCUAAUGAUCCCAAAAGGGAGCUAUCUGUUGAUAAGGUUGAUAUGAAAGAAAAGGAACCAGGAAAUGUUGAGAGGUCGGAAAAUGAGAUGGUACCUACUGUAGAUCAAUUAAUGAACACUGAUUCUAAAACAGACAAUAAUACUACAGCUGACAUAGAUUUUUCCCCUACCUCAAAUACCCAUGCUCAAAACAACUUCGACAGUGCCAUUUGGGCUUUCAACAGCACUAUAAAUGAAAACUCAUUUAUUCCUGAUCGUUCACAAGAUUUCAAUGUCUUUGAAUCCAAAAUAGUAAAAAUUGAUUCUGCUAGUCUCUUCAAUCAUGGGGAAUCUAGUUUUUUGUUUGACAAUGUGUCCAUAGAUGAUCAGUCAGAGGCAAAAGCAGACAUUAAAAGUAGAUCAGUGGAUUUACUUGGCUUAGGGACCAUGUCUGUGCAUAAACCAGCAGAGAAAUCAGCCAGCUUGAUAGUGGAGUUUGACCCACAGUCGCAGGCUGAUAAUUUGGCUGAACUUGACGAGGCAGAUUUCUUUGAGAAGGUCUCCACGCCUGACCAGCAUAAUUCUGGAGAAAAUAGCCCAUUCGUCAAUUCAGGAAUAAGUACGCCGUACGAAUUCAGCUCCUUGUACCAUUCAAGGACAGAGUCAGAGUCUGGAUUGGCUCCCCCAAACAGUCUAAUGGAUCGUGGUAUUGAUGAGGGCGGUCAAGAUUUUCAUCUUCCAAGUUUUAACAGUGCUGAGAUGGUCGAACGAAUCCACAAAAAGAAGGCAUCCAUUGGGAACACGUUUGAUUUGCUGGUUCCGGACCCGUCUGAACUUGAAGAAGGACUGUUGAGCGCAAGUACGCCAUACACGCCCCAAAACAGCUUUCGGGAAGAUGCUGACCCAUACUUGCUCAGAGACGUGGAACUACCGAGUUUGAACAACUCUGACAUGGUGGAAAAGGUUCAGCAGAAAAGGAACUCAAUGGUCGCAGGACUGGAUGACACCAAUGAUGUGGGAGGAAUUUUGUUUGGAUAUACGCCAACCAAUCAGAGUGCUCAACUUGACUCAUCUGAAAAUCCCUUUGGUAAUUUCGCCAAUCAAGUCCCAUGGGAAAGUACAGAAGUUCCAUCUGAUCAAAGUAGUAAAAAUCCGUUUUUCUCUUUGAACAAUGACAAAGACAUGGACCAUACUGAUUCUUUGGAGCAUGUUCCCUUUACACCAAUGAACACUUUUGUUGAUGUGUCCGGUGCCGAGUUCAUGAAACAACGAAAUUCCUUGUCAGACCCUGACUUGAUGGUAAAACUGAACAGUUUAAAGCGGAACUCAGAAGGUGCUAUAACACAGCUGGGAACCAAUCCAUUUGAAGACUUUGGUGCGGGUAUUGAUGCUGGAGAAGCGAAUCAACCUUCACAGACUGGUUCACAAGAUGUAUGGGAUAUAUUUGGGGGAGGAUAUAAUGAAAAUGUGACGCAGUCUGAAAAUGAGGACAACUUGAACCCUUUCAUGAACUUUUCUGAUAAUCCCAUCACUUUUCCAGCAGCGGACGUGAACAACAUUUUUGGUGUCAAUGAAAGUGAACCAAUUGAAAACCUCAGUAGAGAAAACUUGGCACAUUAUGGUUCUAAGGAGACAUUAACUAUUUCAGAACUUCAUGAUAAGGCUAACAUCGAAGCAGCAAAUGUUGUUGCACAAAACGUUGCCAUAGAAAUCAUUCAGGAUGCUAUGGAAACGUUUCCAAAUCUGACCCAUCCCGUGAUAGCUCAGCAAGUUACCACUGAGGUCAUGGAAAUAUCUGGAUUGGUUGGAAUUGCUGCGGAUUCCGGACAAGAUGUGAUUGGAUCAAACGAACCUCCAAAACCAGUUCCCACUGAGAGCCCACGCUUACGGACUGACUACUCCAUCGAGACGGACUACCUUCCCAGCAUGGACCCUUUGCACGGCAGUCUGAACAUGAUAGCCUCGUCUGCAAAUUCACGAUCCGUAGAAACGGAUGCUGAGAAAGAGGUAGUUGAGAGUGAAUCAUUUAGAAAAGUCAGUUGUACAGAAAUCAACACACAAGAAAUUAAAACUAUCUCUGACCUUCCUGAACUGAAAGCUGCAAUCAAGGACACCAUUCAAGAGUUGAUCUUUGAAAACAACAUGCAAGAAGCCAUGGACACAUUUGAAGAACCUUAUAAAUCUGAAGAAAAUACUUUAUGGAAUGAAGGCAUUUCAGGUGAAAAAGAUGAUGUUCGAAAUAAAGAAAAAGAAAUCCCACAUGAUGAUGAAUAUCAGGCAGACACCUUUGAUGCAGGGUUAGUGCCAACAUCUGAUGAUGAAAAUGAGCUUAUUCAUUCACAAAUCGAUCAUGUUGAGCACAUUAUUUUACCUGAAAAGUCCAGCGAGAUUUCAACAACUGAAAUUCUUAUUCAUCAAGCUACUGACUCAUUUGAGGAAGAGAUCCCCGAAAUGAACGACAUGGCUAUACAAACUGAUAAAAUAGUUGGAUCUGUGCCGGCAUCUUUUAAAAACACACAAGCACAUACUGAUGGAAGCAGUGCCUUUGAUCCAAUGAAUACUUCUGCAAUAACAGAAGAGAGGUGCUCUAAUGAUGCAGCUGAUGAAACUUAUAAUUACAAUCAGAUUUUUAAUGCUGGAGACGAUGAACAUGAUUCUGAUGUUGAUGUUGAAAAUGAUGAAACAACUGGUAUGUACAUGGGAAGAACUACUAACUUGACUGUUGAUACAGCGUAUGCCUCUGCUGCUGUGUCAAAAUUAACUGGCAAAUCCCCAAUAGAAGUAUCUCCAGAUUAUGUAGAUACAAUUGUAGGGUAUUAUGCUGGGACUGUAGAUAGUGUUGAUGAUGCUGUUCAUAAAAAUGAAGUUAAUGUAGGAGAAAUUGUGAAGACCAUAACAGAAGAAUCUGCAGAUUUAGACUGUUUUGAAUGUGUAAGUAAUGACACAGAUGGACUCAACAUUGAUAGUGACAUGGCUGACCCUGUAUCUGCUAACAAACAACUAAUAGAAGAGGUACCAUAUUCUCUUGACAAACAUGAUGACAUGUUUGGUAAAUUUGAGCACCAAUUGGUAGACACAAAUGAAACUUUUGAAAACAUGUCCUUAAGUGAUUCUUCACCUGAGAAUAUAUUGGAUUUAGCGGCAAAAGAGGAUGCAAUAAUACUUGAUGAUAACAGGCAGGUAGAAUAUGGUCAAAAUGUCAGAUCCAUGUCACCAAAUGCAAAGAAACAUAUGCUAGAAAAAGCAACAUUUUCUCUUGAAGAACUAGGAGAUAUGUUUGAUAACUAUGAAAAGCAGUUAGAACUCAGGCAUGAAUUGUACAAAGUUGUUUCUUCGAGUGAUUCAUCCCCAGAAGAGAAUACGGCAUAUGCUCAGAAAACUCUGUGUUUGUCAACUGAAUUUGAAAGGGAAAAUACUGCAAGUACAGAUAGAGAAGACCUAGAAAAUGCUACAAGAGAAAAGCAAGAUUUUUCAUACCUUCUUGAAGAAGACUUUGAAAAUCAGUUUGAAAGGGGUGCUACUGCUGCUAGUUUGCCUGGAACGCACACUAUGUCUACAUGGAAGCAAGAAAAUCACCUAUUUGUAGAGUUAGAUGAUGAGGAUAUAAAGCAAGAUUCUGAAAGUAUGAUUGAAGAGGAAGACCUUGACUCUUUUCAUCAUGUUAUGGACACUUUCCCAGAUGAUUCAGUAGAGCCUUACUAUGAAUCUGAAAAUGUUGAUGGUCAAAACCAGGCUGGUAAAAUUGAUGAAAAUGUUUGGGAUGAUUUAAAAGAUGAACCUGAAAAUUCAAACAGUCAGGAGCAUGUCCAUAGAAACAAUGGUGACAUGGUUGAACAUGAAUCGAAAGAUGAUGGCCAUCAGGAUAUUAAAGGAAAGAUUGGUGAAUUUAAUGCUGAUUAUAUUGAAUCUGAAAGUCUUGACAAUCUUAAUCAUGCAAAUAGAAUUGAUGAUACUAGAUAUUUUGGUGCAUAUGAAUCUGAACAUGCUAACCAUCAGGACCAAGAUGGUGGUAUUGAAGAAGUGUAUGAUGAUCAUUUUAUAGAUGAUUCUGAAAGUGUUGAGAGUCAGGACCAUGUCUAUAAAAUUGAUGAAGAUGAUGGGGAUUUUGCUAAAUAUGAAUUUAAACAUCCUGACCAUGUGCAUGAUGAUAUGAAUAAAAAGGAUGAUGUUGAUUUUAAAGAUGAUUCUGAAAGGUUUGGCAAUCAAGAGCAUGUAGAAAGAUAUGAUGAUGAUACAGUCGAAGAUGAUGAUGAUUAUGCUACAGAUGAAGCCUAUACAAAUCAAGAUAAAUAUGAAUCUGAAAGUGUUGAUAGCCAGGAACUUAGAGGCAGAAUUGAUAAAGAUGAUGGAGAUUUUGGUAAACCUGAUUAUGCUUACCAUCAGGAUUAUGAUGGUAAUAUAUGUGAAGAUUAUGAUGGCCAUGUUAAAGAUCAUUCUGAAAGUGUUUACCCUUCUUACCAUGAUGACAGAUUUGAUGCAGACCAUGAGGAUUUAAGUAAAUAUGAAUCAGAAGAUGGCCAGGACCAUGCUCAUGAUAUUGAUGACGAUGAUGAUGAUGAUCAAAUUAAAGAUGGCUCUGAAAGUAUUGACAGCCAGGACCAUGCAAAUAGAAUUCAUGAGGAUGAUGGUGAUUUUGCUAAACAUGAAUUUAAACAUGACCAUGGCGGUAGAAUUGAUGAAGAAGAUGAUGAUCAUGUUAAAUACCAAUGUGCUAGCAAAGAAAGCAUUGAUGAAGGUGAUGGUGAUCAGGUAGAUUAUGGACCUGGAAGUGUGUGCGUUCAAGACUAUGAAGGCAGAAUGCAAGAUGAUGGUAAAUCAGAAAAUGUUGAGAUUGUGGUAAAGUCUUUUAUUAAUGACAAUGAUGGUGGUGAUUGUGUUCAAAAUGAAUAUGAACAAGCUGAUUAUCAGAACCAUGCAGAAAGGAUUGAAGAUGAGGUUGUGGAUAGUAGUAGGGAAAAGGAUAAUAGGAAGCAGGAUGGUAACAUGUAUGAAUUUGGCGGUGAAGCUGGUCAUCAGAUACAAUUGGAAUAUGAUGCAAAUGAAAACAUUGAAUUGAAUGAUAGUUCAACUACUAGCUUUGAUGAUGGAGUAAAUGAUAUUAUGUUUAACUUCAAGAGUGAUCAUAAAAUAAAGCUCAAAGAUUUUAAGAGGGGAGGAAGCGAAACUACUUCAACAGCUGAACAUAAUAGUAUAAGCCCAGAUUCCAGUAAUAGUUUUCCUUCCAGUCCUACAGAUAGUGACAACUCUGAACUGGUAACAGUGAUGGAAAAUGAAAUAAAAUAUAAACAUGACCAAGAAAAUUACAGUCAGGACAGAGCCUGGUUUGUUCAAUCUAAUGUAGUUCAAGAUGAUAAAAAUAGAAGGGAAACACAUAAUUUAGAUUUAUAUCAAAAUAAAUCUGAAGAAGACGUUUCAGAUCAUGAUUCACAUUUAGCAGGAAGUGGACAUAUUCUUGCCAGUGAUAUUGGACAAAACAAGUGA
Messenger RNA from Dreissena polymorpha, 7167 nucleotides. RefSeq lists its product as uncharacterized. Bases 163 to 7167 code for a protein of 2334 amino acids. Gene Ontology annotation, cellular component: cytoplasm. Lineage: Eukaryota; Metazoa; Mollusca; Bivalvia; Myida; Dreissenidae. Gene Ontology annotation, molecular function: exopolyphosphatase activity. The record is from RefSeq and is a predicted model, not a curated record. The transcript is spliced from 12 exons.